Messenger RNA from Xiphophorus hellerii (green swordtail), 1883 nucleotides. Its product is annotated as LIM domain-containing protein A-like. Bases 675 to 1883 code for a protein of 402 amino acids. NCBI's taxonomy places the organism in Eukaryota, Metazoa, Chordata, Actinopteri, Cyprinodontiformes, Poeciliidae. The record is from RefSeq and is a predicted model, not a curated record. The transcript has 3 exons.
CUUGAAUGGCCUGUAUUACAAUGACUGAAGAAACCUCAAAAAAUUGUUUUAUUUUCCAUCUACUUUGUGUUUCACUUUGUCACAAAGUCUCAGAUAAACACUGAAGUUUGUGGUUAUUCUGGGAUAAAACAAAUAUCUCCAUAAACUGUCACUGGGCAAAUGAUCACCUUUAACAGAAACUCUGUAAGUUAGUUAUAUAAUGUAUAACUUAUAUCAUUAAUUGUUAUGUAGAUGAGUAAAACCUGACAGAUUGAUUCAAACACAGAAAAUGUUCAGUUCUAGUGGAAGAACCUCAAGGUUCUGACCCAAAUAAAAUAACUGGGCUGAAUCACAAAUAAGAUUCGGACAAUAAUGUUGAUACUUUGGUGUCUCUGCUGAUAAUUAAUCAACAGAGUGUCGAUUAAUUAUCAGUGUCAUCACUGUGUCCUAAUGAAUAAUAUCAGCAUUUCGUUCCUUUAUCAGCUCUGUAAGCGUGACGUUCAUGGAGCUGUGGCAGCUCUGGGCUCAGCAUCUCCUCCAUUCAGCUCUGCUGCCUAUAAAUACUGAUGAAGACACCUUCAGCGUCCAUCAGCCGGCUGACUGGCUGGACAGGAAGGACUCCAGAUCCUCAGCGUCUCUCCUCUGGAUCAACCCGGACCUGAAAGCGUUAACUCUGGCUCUCUUUCAAGGCAGCCAUGAAGAUCCUCGUCAUCCUCGUCCUCGUCUUCCUCACAGAUUGUAAUGGUGGACAGUAUGACCAUCCGUCUAGAUGCCAGGUAAAGAUGGCGCAGGACGCUUACUGGGACUAUGUCCAGAAGUCAACAUUGACCCCAAAGGACUAUGUGUGGGACAUCAGACAUUCACAUCCAGGACAGUAUCUGUGCUCCCUCAUCUCACACAGCGUCGAGACGGUCCAGAAGUUCUUCCGCCUCGUGUACGCUCAUAUAGUUAUGUGGAGCACACACUUCUACCACAGGUUCUGCCAAGAGGUAGAUCACCUGCAGCAACACCUCCACGACUUUCUGCACCAUUUGGAAUAUGACAUACACUUCCACGCCAAGGAGCUGGUGGCUCAAAUCCGCUGGCAGCUGGAGGGUAUCAAGAUCUUGGCAGGCCACUACAUUGAAGCCCUGGACCCCAGAGGCCUGAAGAUGGCGCUGCUGGAGAAGAUCAAGGAGCUGAAUGAGCAUUUGAAAAGGUGCUUUGAACUCCUGGAAACUCACCAUCAUGCACACCAUUGUGACCAUCACCAACAUCAUGAUCACAAACCUCCUGGCCACCAUCAUGGUCAACAUCCUGGCCACCAUCCUGGCCACCAUCAUGGUCAACAUCAUGGUCAACAUCCUGGCCACCAUCCUGGUCAACAUCAUGGUCAACAUCCUGGCCACCAUCAUGGUCAACAUCCUGGCCACCAUCCUGGUCAACAUCAUGGUCAACAUCCUGGCCACCAUCAUGGUCAACAUCCUGGCCACCAUCCUGGUCAACAUCCUGGCCACCAUCCUGGUCAACAUCCUGGCCACCAUCAUUGUCACCAUCAUGGUCACAAACCUCAUGGCCACCAUCUUGGUCACCAUCAAGGCCACCAUCAUGGCUACCAUCAUUGUCACCAUGGUCACAAACUUCCUGGCCACCAUCAUCCUCCUGGUCACCCUGUCCACAGCUGUGGACCUGAGAUGAAGAAGAAAAUAGAUGAAAGCAUGAAAGCCUUUAAGACCACCUUGUUCUCCCUGGUCAGGAAGUUUGAGAUGGAACUCGUCCAGACUACCGCAAAGAUCAACAGGAAAAUGGUUCCUCAAGGAAAAAAACCCCACGGCCAGCUGAUUAAAGACUCAGAUCACCUGAAGGAUGACCUGGAGAGUCUGUGGCGAGACUGGAUACUCCUGAGUCAGCAAAAGGUCGACUGA